UCAACCCGAAAUCAACGCCGACCUACCUUUCUGGGUUAAUUUUCUUCCAAAACUCUAAACGAAAUCUCAGGGUAAGAUCCAGACAUUGUUCUGGCAAAUAUGAUGAAGGAAAAGACAAAAACCAAGAAAUUCGAAACUCUAAAGAAAACCAGCAAGACCAUUUGUAUUUGUAUAAGAGCAAAGGCCAACAUCUCCUAACCAACACACGGAUUCUCGACGCUAUUGUUGAAAGAUCGAACAUAAGACCUACUGACACCGUCUUAGAAAUCGGACCCGGCACCGGAAACCUUACUGUCAAGCUCCUUGAGGCUGCUGAAAAGAUUUUCGCCUUCAAAAUUGAUAGAAGAAUGGUUGAUAUUCUCAACAAACGUGUUGCUGAUUAAGUGUUGCAAGAUAGGCUCCGUGUAUGUUUUGAAAUUUACAUGUUCGAUGAAAUGCCUAAGAGAACCGGAAGUUAUAUGUAAAGAUGCAAUGAAGGCGGAGUUUCCUCGAUUCGAUCUUGUUGUAGCCAACAUUCCAUAUGGGAUAUCGUCGCCCCUUAUAGCUAAAUUGAUUUAUGGAGGAAACCUCUUUAGGAGUGCUACAUUGCUUCUUCAAAAGGAGUUUACACGUUGGUUACUAGCUAAGCCUGGCGACUCGGAGUUCAACAGAUUGGCUGUGAAUGUGAAGUUGGUGGCUGAUGUUGAAUUCGUAAUGGAUGUAAGCAAAAGGGAGUUUCUUCCUUGCCCUAAAGUGGAUUCCUCUGUUGUAAUAAUCCGACCCAAAGUCGAAAUCCCCAAUGUUAACCUUAACGAGUGGUGUGCCUUUACAAGGACUUGUUUUAGCAAAAAGAAUAAGACCCUAGGUGCCACGUUUAAGCAGAGGAAGAAGGUAAUACAGCUGCUGAAAUUGGCUGAAACAAUAAGCUCAAAUAGAGAAAAUGCUCUAAUCGGCCAUAAUUAUGAAUGUAAUGAGUAUUAUGAUGGCAACAAUGAAGAAGAAGAUACCCAUUGGGAGGAUAGCUUUGCAUUCUCUAGCUCUUAUCUGGAAAUGAAUUUGUUCAAGGAGAAAAUUGUUGGGAUUUUGAGAAAAGGUGGAUUUGAAGAUAAGAGGCCUUCAAAGCUGUCUAACGAGGAGUUGUUGCCUUUACUAUCUUUGUUUAAUCAAGGUGGAAUUUAUUUUCAUGACCAUGUUAAACCAAAUAAUUCAAAUAAUGCAAAUGUUGAUUUUGUUGCCGCUUAUGUUUCAUAGCAGGCUCUAUUAUUCUUA
Molecule: messenger RNA, 1248 nt
Organism: Hibiscus syriacus
Lineage: Eukaryota; Viridiplantae; Streptophyta; Magnoliopsida; Malvales; Malvaceae
Product: ribosomal RNA small subunit methyltransferase, mitochondrial-like
Exons: 2
Coding region: 430-1230 (266 amino acids)
Biological process (GO): rRNA methylation
Cellular component (GO): mitochondrial matrix
Molecular function (GO): rRNA (adenine-N6,N6-)-dimethyltransferase activity
Source: RefSeq, a predicted model, not a curated record